AUGCGGUCUACACUCCUUCAACCCCCCCUUUCUGCAGAUGCAGUAUCUCUAGCGCCUCGUUCUGCGGGCCUCACGGGCGCCUUAUCACUACACGAUUAUCGCAGACAGCUUGCGUCGACCGAGUUCCUGGACGACCCUGUCGAUCGCCGCGACAAAAUCUUGAAACGCAAACCCGCUACUGUAAAUCUCAAGCGUUCUCCAACGCCUCCAAGUCUCCCUUUGUACGCUGCUUCAAUCGAUUCAUCGCGGGCUUCCAGUCCGCCGCCAUUGUCUCCUUCGUAUUCGCAGAGUGUAGUAUCGCAGCGGAGUGAGCAAGACGACGCCUUUGAUCUACCGUCGGCGUCCUUUCCUAUUCAGGCACCACGAGUGCAUGUCUCGGACCUGAAGCGCCCCAGGCCUAAUAGGAAACGACUGAAUACUUUCCGCGAAAAGCUUCGGCAGAGGCAGAUCCAGGCACAGGCCCAAACUCUGCCUCCGGUUUCCCAGACAUCCGACGCGAUGCUGGCUAGCACGCAGGCCGUUGCCACCAUCUCCCACGAGGGGACUUCUUUUGACAUUCUUAAUCCGCGAAAGUCACUGGACCUGGCAAGAAUUGUUUCUUUCAUUGAAGACGUCGAUACUUGCCCGUUUCUCCCCGGAGACCACACACGAGACUCUCGGAUGUCUAGCACUUUCACGAUCGACGAGACAAUGGAACGGGCGUCUCUCUCCCAAUUCACGGAUGCCUCAUUGCCAUCCCCUUAUUCCUCUCGAUCACUGUAUACCUCCCUUUCGUCAACGUACAGCAUGGCUAAAGAUCAAGGCAUUCCCUCAUCUUCACCGCGAAUGCAUGAUCGAGUCCGCUCUUUAUCCGACUACUCCCUCCACGGAGGGAACUGCUGGCCCUAUAGUUCCCCUAAUCCUGAUGAUCAAAACUACCAUGACCUGAAGAACAUGACGAAACCCCCCCAAGGGCCAGCUCAGCCUGAGGCUGAAGCCGAGCCAUCACGGCCCAUCCCACCAUCAUCCCCAACAUUCUCCUUCGAAAGCGAGAUUGGGGAGCCAGGCUCUCCCGUCUACGCAAACGGCGAAUGGUCCAACGUUGACGAGCGUGACCGCGGCAUCUUGCUCGAUGAGCGGCCGCCUUCUCCCUACGACACCUAUUACGAAAAUACCAUGUCCCCAACCUAUGCCCAACAUUACGACCCUGACGACCCGUACUCUCCCAUCUUCUUUGAUCCCCAUGUUCAAUCCGUGCUGGCCGCGGCCAACGCUGAGAACAUGGGCCUCCGCGGACAUCCUGCUAAAGCGCUGGACGAUUUGCAGCGGAAGUUUCAGAAUUCCGUUUCCCUGGCUGGGGACGGAAAAGACGGGAAGUCGUUAUCACAGCGAAGACGAUUCCGGAAAUUGUUCAGCUGGAAGUCGUGA
Molecule: messenger RNA, 1407 nt
Organism: Penicillium chermesinum
Lineage: Eukaryota; Fungi; Ascomycota; Eurotiomycetes; Eurotiales; Aspergillaceae
Product: oxidoreductase, short-chain dehydrogenase/reductase family
Exons: 4
Coding region: 1-1407 (468 amino acids)
Source: RefSeq, a predicted model, not a curated record